Dreissena polymorpha is the source of this 2663-nucleotide messenger RNA. Its product is annotated as neurogenic locus notch homolog protein 2-like. The transcript has 10 exons. The record is from RefSeq and is a predicted model, not a curated record. Lineage: Eukaryota; Metazoa; Mollusca; Bivalvia; Myida; Dreissenidae. Gene Ontology annotation, molecular function: calcium ion binding. The coding region runs from base 451 to 1917 and encodes 488 amino acids.
AGGCUGUACGUUUAAUUUUGUAUCUCAUUGUGCUGUUGGCGGUACAACAUGUGGCUUAUUUAUUGGGUUAUAUUGGCUUCCCUUCUUGGUUGCACUAAUGCUCUUCAAUCCACCACUGGAAGGGAAUUUGUCAUUGGAUUUCUGAGCUGGCGUCCUCGGGUUGACUGCAGUUUAAAUCUAGAUAUUGCCUCUAGUACAAAUGGGAACGUUGAAGUAUACGUACCAUAUCGGGGAAUAAAUACCACCAUCUCAUUCAAUAGAACAUUCUCAACUUCGUUCAGCGAUAGUCUUUCUGCUAUUCGGCACUUAGAUAGGUCGAACCGGUGUUUAUAUUAAAUCAACAGUUGAUAUUUCGGUUUACGUUACCACAUAUUAUCAUGGUGUAAGUGAAGAGACAUACCUAUGCCUGCCUGUUCAAUCUCUUGAAAGGGUAUAUUAUAUUUACUAUUUAUGGUGAUAUCAGCGUUUGCGAACACUGAGGUUAAUAUAUCAUUUCCUAACGGCACAUCGAUAUCAAAUACACUAAACUGGCUGGACAUCUAUCAGGAAGCGUCCGAUUCAAGCGAUCCAACUAUCGUCCAGUCAAGUAAACCCGUAUCUGUUGUGAGCGGAGCGUCAUGUGUACAAAUCUCUAAACCAACCGGUAAUUGUGAUAUGGUUGUUGAACAAAUGAUUCCAAGUAAUGCCUUUCAAAAGCAUUUCAUCAUUCCGCCCAUCCUGUCCAACCAAUUCAUGGUUCGUAUAUUCAGUAGUCAUAGUAAUAACACGGUAUGUGUUAAAGACGCACUGGUUGAAAAUUGCACCAAGAUGGGUGCAAAUCAAUGGUUGGAAUCUGCACCAAAUUAUUUGCCCUUAGUUGUCACUAGUCAGGAACCGAUAACCGUCAUACAGUACAAAAACGAUCAAGUGUACAUGACAAUAAUCCCGGGUAUUCGUCAAUUUAUGAACUCGUAUUAUUUUGUUGUACCAGAAAUCUACACAAACCACAAUCACUAUGUUUCCGUGACAAUAAUCUCUUCCACAUCGCAAUCACUUCGUCUAAACGGAAAACCACCAAAUGAUCGACUUGUUGAUACGGUUCAUGUGGAACUUCCAUUGAACAAUUAUACAGUCCUUACGUUCAGAAUUACCGCAGGAAACCAUGUGAUGACAUCGACAGAUACACAUGUUGUGUUCGGAUUAAUUGUAUUUGGAAUUUGGAACAAUGAUGGCGCAUACGGUUACCCUGCUUGGAUAAACUUUGAUAUUGACGACUGUGCAUCUAACCCCUGUCUGUAUGGUGGUACAUGUUCAAACGGUUACACCUGUAUAUGUCGAGCUGGCGUUAGUGGAAGGAACUGUGAAACCGAUAUCAAUGAAUGUGCAUCCUCCCCAUGUCUUCACGGUGGUACAUGUUCAGAUGAUGUUAAUGCUUACACCUGUACAUGCUCAGCUGGCUUCAGUGGAAGGAAUUGUGAAAUCGACUCCAACGAACAGUUGAUAUGCUACAGUUGUGAAGACAUGUCUGACCUUGAACUCUGUGAUACAGUGAAGAAAUGUGGCGACGGGGAAGUGUGUGUGGUUAAGCGAAAUCAUGCAAAGUACAUGUCGGGAUGUGCGAAUAGUUCGAUAUGUUCGACAUAUUAUCCAAGCUCAAGUAAAUGUGCAGAAUGUUGCAAUAACGACUACUGCAACGGACGUGGCUGUGGGGAUGAAGGUUUAGUCUCAAGACAACGAGGCCCAUUGUGCUACGACUGCAAUCACGUUAGAACCAUUCAGCAACGUUUGUCAAUUAGACCGUGUAAUAAACACCAGUCAUGCAGUAUCGAGGAAUGUGAAUGGCUGGAUCACACACACUUCAAGCUUGGGUGUGAGUAUUCACCGCCCUAUUGGGAACGGAUUGCAACGUUCCUUGCCGCGCUGCAAAUCGUGUUGUGACCAAGACUUUUGUAACACCACUUGCACACACCACCAAUCAAUAGGCAUAAUUGGUAAACAAUAAUAGUUUUGAAAGAAACAUUUAUUAUGCACCACAUAUGUUAGCUCUGUGCAUAAUAUCAUUGCAAAUAAAAUGUUCUUCGUGAAUUUCUGGUACAUUAGUAGAACAAAUUUUAUUACUCAAACAAUAAGAACAUUAUUCAGCAAUAACGUGUUUUCAAUCUCAUAGCCUAAACACAUGUAAAAUUAAUACAUAUCCUAAAUAUGUUCAAGUAAUGGUAGACGUGGAGCUUACAACACGAUUAUUGAAAGGUUAACAAGUAAUAAAUAAACUGUUGAAAGACAAUUUACUGUGUGUAACAAUCUUAUUUCAGCAACAAGUUCAUGCGAAGAAAAGAGCUGUGGUCUAGAUAUACAUUUUUGGAACAAAUGAAGAUUGUUAUCAUUAAAAAUAUUAUAUUUUGCGUUAAUUAUAAAUCAGUGAGUGCAAGUGUGUAUAUUUAUAUUAUACUUGCUAUACAUCAAUGUUCAUGUUCAUAUUAGUAAUAUAUAUACAUCUAUUUUCGUGUAAACCUUAGAAUGAGUAUAAGUAUUUCUCCAUUGUAUAAUUAUAGCGUAAUAAUAUAUGCUGAUUCGUUAUUACAGGAUGACACGGCAACCAUCUGACCGAGCAUUGAAAGUCUUUAUUGAGCAUGCUUAUGAAAUGUACAUACGUGCAUAUGAAGAAUAAAAGUUCAGUAUAAAAU